Molecule: messenger RNA, 516 nt
Organism: Papaver somniferum (opium poppy)
Lineage: Eukaryota; Viridiplantae; Streptophyta; Magnoliopsida; Ranunculales; Papaveraceae
Exons: 1
Coding region: 1-516 (171 amino acids)
Source: RefSeq, a predicted model, not a curated record
AUGCCUGAUGACACAGAAUCAUCACACAGAGGGAAGAAUAUGGAAAACGGCAUGCAGAAGAAAAACCCAGUGUAUCAUCUGGGGUCGAGUGAUGGUCCAGGAAUUAUCAUCACUCCGAUUGUUCUAAAGGGAACUAACUAUGAUGAAUGGGAUAGAGCAGUUAGAAGGUCAUUGAUAGCCAAGAAGAAGUUUGGUUUUGUGGAUGGAACUAUCACAGAACCCGUAGAACCUGAUCAGUUGGAAGAGUGGAUUGCGGUUCACUCAAUGCUAGUUUCCUGGAUCAGCAACACGUUGGAGACAUCAAUUAGAUCGACAUUGGGAAACUAUGAUGAUGCAAGCUUGCUGUGGACACACUUGAAGAGAAGGUUCUGUGUUGUGAGUGGAACACGGAUCUGCCAGUUGAAGGCCUCAUUGAGUGAGUGCAAACAAAAGAAAACAGAGGAUGUAGCUGUUUACUAUGGGAGAUUGAACAAAAUAUGGGAUGAGAUGGUGACCUAUAUGAAGAUACCUAAGUGA